GUGUCUAUUUUUCUUUCUUAGAGCUACUAGGGCUUUUUUCUCUUUUCAUUCGUCUAAUUUAGUCUGCUCUUUGGAUAGAUCCUGAACAGCAUAGCGUAAAGAUGGAGAAAGCGGAUGUAGAUCAGCCACACUCGAUGGGGACCACCAUCAUCGGUGUUACUUACAACGGCGGCGUUGUCCUCGGCGCCGACUCCCGUACCAGCACUGGAAUGUAUGUGGCAAAUAGGGCUUCAGAUAAGAUCACUCAGCUCACUGAUAAUGUGUAUGUUUGCCGCUCUGGAUCGGCUGCAGAUUCACAAGUUGUUUCAGACUAUGUUCGCUACUUUCUACACCAACACACGAUACAGCUUGGCCAGCCAGCGACUGUCAAGGUUGCGGCAAGUCUUGUUAGGCAACUGUCCUAUAACAAUAAGGCUAUGCUUCAAACAGGAAUGAUUGUUGGUGGAUGGGACAAAUACGAAGGGGGUAAAAUAUAUGGGAUUCCCCUUGGGGGCACACUCUUGGAGCAGCCUUUUGCUAUUGGAGGGUCUGGAUCUAGUUAUUUGUAUGGUUUCUUUGAUCAAGCAUGGAAGGAAGGAAUGUCUCAAGAAGAAGCCGAGAAACUGGUUGUGACUGCGGUGUCUCUUGCCAUUGCACGAGAUGGUGCGAGUGGCGGCGUGGUUCGCACUGUAACUAUUAACAAAGAUGGAGUUAAUAGAAAGUUCUAUCCGGGUGAUACUCUUCCACUUUGGCAUGAAGAGAUAGACGCUGUGAACUCACUGCUGGAUAUUGUGCCUGCAGCAAGUCCAGAACCAAUGGUCAGUUGAGGAUAGAAAUUGACUGUCAACAUGUAUUUCUUUUCCAGCACUGGCUCCCUGUUUGGAUCAUUGUUCAUUGUCCUCUUUGACCUUUAUAUACCCUCUUAAGGCUGACAAUUCCAAUUCUGUAAUGUCAUAUUUGCUUCAAAAACUUAUUUCCCGACUAUGUUUCAAAACAGGAAAGGGAAGGGUAAUUGAGUUCUGAAAUUUUUCCUUG
Messenger RNA from Lycium ferocissimum, 1014 nucleotides. RefSeq names its product proteasome subunit beta type-6. Gene Ontology annotation, molecular function: threonine-type endopeptidase activity. Gene Ontology annotation, cellular component: proteasome core complex. The record is from RefSeq and is a predicted model, not a curated record. The transcript has 8 exons. NCBI's taxonomy places the organism in Eukaryota, Viridiplantae, Streptophyta, Magnoliopsida, Solanales, Solanaceae. The coding region runs from base 102 to 806 and encodes 234 amino acids.